Chiloscyllium plagiosum (whitespotted bambooshark) is the source of this 6576-nucleotide messenger RNA. RefSeq names its product Wolfram syndrome 1b (wolframin) (gene wfs1b). Gene Ontology annotation, cellular component: endoplasmic reticulum membrane; endoplasmic reticulum. Gene Ontology annotation, biological process: calcium ion homeostasis; endoplasmic reticulum unfolded protein response. The record is from RefSeq and is a predicted model, not a curated record. NCBI's taxonomy places the organism in Eukaryota, Metazoa, Chordata, Chondrichthyes, Orectolobiformes, Hemiscylliidae. Gene Ontology annotation, molecular function: protein binding.
ACCCGUUAACGUCACGAGGAACGUCGCCGAGCGGCGCUUCAACCAAUCAGAGCGUCGCGGGGUGAGGCCAGCGGCUGAGGGGCGGGGCCUGACCGCGCGACCUUGCGGACAGCUAUCUGUCAGACAGACGGCAGGAGCGGCGGCGGAGGCGGGUCAGAGGGGUCGUUUUCUGAUGUCAGGAUCAUGCAGCCGGAGCAGCCCCCGACUCCGCAGCACGGCAAGUCGCAACUGAACGCCGCGGGAGAUGGCUGUAGUGUCGGGUCGGAGCCUGCGGCGGGAGAGGACGGUCAGUAUCCACUCGGGGCGAUCACCACUUCGUGAGCUGUUCCUGGGUGCAGACAUCUCCGCAAAAAUGUUGAAUGAGAAAGAAUACAUAGAGGAACAAGAGGAAAAAGCCAGAAAUGGUGAUGCAAAGGCACAGACUGAGGUCGGUAAAUAUUACCUGAAGCUUGCUGGCAGAAAGGAUGAAGAACUGAACAACUGUACAGCUGUAUACUGGCUAAUCCAAUCUGCCAAACAGGGCAAAAAAGAAGCUGGAAAACUGCUUAAAGGUUGUCUUGCAGAAAGGAAAGGCAUCACAUCUGAGAACGAGGAAUUGGUGAAGCAACUUACAAAUGAGAGUGAGCUUGAGCGGGCUGUGCGGAAGGCUACGUUAAUUAUGUACCAGAAGCUGAAUCCAAACCGAAAGAAGCAAGUAGCUGUCUCUGAAAUCCUGGAGAAUGUUAGUCACAUCAAUGCUGAAGGUAGCAAGGCUGAACCAGGCCCUGUCCCGAAAAUGCUGCAGAAAGAGAGGAGAGUGCUUGAGCGACUGGUCAGCAUUCAAAGUAACAAGGACAUGAAGUUGGAUGAUUUUGUUGACAUCACAAAGAAGUAUGCCAAGGGAAUUAUCCCAUCUAACUUACUAAUGCAGGGAGAGGAUGAUGGACUUGAAGGGAAACUACCUGAAGAUUUGCCUUUACAGCAGAAGAUUGUGAAAUAUCCACUUCAUGCCUUAAUGGAAAUAAAGGAGCACCUAAUAGAUUUUGCCUCUAAAGCUGGAAUGCACUGGUUACAUACUAUUAUUCCACUUCACCAUGUAAAUGCUCUUGUCUUUUUCUUUAUAAUUAGCAACUUGACAAUUAGCUUUUUUGCUUUCAUCAUCCCUUUAGUCAUUUUUUAUCUCUCCUUCAUUUCCAUGGUAAUUUGUACGCUAAAGGUCUUUCAAGAUAGCAAAGCAUGGGACAAUUUCAGAACAAUGACUGACUUGCUGCUGCGUUUUGAGCCAGACCUAGAUGUAGAACAGGCUGAGGUGAACUUUGGUUGGAGUCAUUUGGAACCACACAUCCACUUCAUGCUCUCCGCAUUUUUUGUGAUUCUUUCCUUUCCCGUUGCAGACAAAGAUUGGAUUCCUUGUUCAGAGCUGUCAGUUAUUGCAAUUUUCUUUUUGAUUACAUCUUAUACGAGUCUGAGUACAAGUGCAGAACCGUAUACUCGAAGGGCCCUCAUUACAGAGGUUUUAUGUGCAGUAAUCGGGUUCCUUUACACUCUUCCUGAUAACUGGUCCUACUUAAGAAUUAUUGGGGAGCCCUUUAUCUCUAUGCCAAUAGGUCAUGUCUUUAUGUUGAAUCUUGGCAUUCCCUGUCUCUUGUACUUUUUAUUGUUUUACUUGUUCUUCAAAAUGGCACAAUUGAGGAACUUUAAAGGUACCUACUACUACUUAAUUCCGUACCUUGUCUGCUUUAUGUGGUGCGAACUGGCUAUAGAACUCUUGAGGUCAUCCACAGGAUUGGGUCUGAUUCGGGCAUCUGUGGGCUAUUUCCUGUUUCUCUUUGCUCUACCAAUUCUACUCAUUGGUGUUGCAAUAAUGAUUUUCAUACAGUUAAUAAAAUGGUUCAUUUCCAUGGAAUUGAUCAAGAUUCUUGUAACCCUUGUAUUAUGCACAAUUCCAGUUGUCCUUCACAUGUGGACAAAAGCAACUGGCACUUUGUUAGCACUAGUUAAAUCCCUGACAAGGAGCUCUGUUGUCAAGCUCAUCCUGGUUUGGCUCACUGCAAUUAUGAUGUUCUGUUGGGUUUAUGUGUACAGGUCGGAAGGUAUGAAGGUGUACAAUUCCACUUUGACCUGGCAGCAAUAUAGCUUUGUUUGUGGUCCUCGUGCCUGGAAAGAGACUAACAUGGCUCAAGUUCAAAUUCUUUGUGGACAUCUUGAGGGACAUAGAGUAACAUGGACAGGAAGGUUCAAAUAUGUCCGUAUCACUGAGAUUGAGAACAGUGCAGAGUCUGCAAUAAAUAUGCUUCCAUACUUCUUAAGUGAUUGGAUGAGAUGCUUGUAUGGUGAGACAUAUCCUGACUGUGAUCCCAAAAAUGUGACUGUGAUGGAGGAAGAUCUUUGUCGGCUUAAAUUCCUCACAAAGCACACCUGCCACCUUAAAAGAUUUUGUCGCUAUAAAUUUGAAAUAACUGUGGGAAUGCCUUAUGGUUCAAAUGGGAAUGAAACUCUUGAAGAUGAUGCAACCAAAGAUAUUGUCCUAAGAGCUAGUAAUGAGUUCAAGAAUGUUCUGCUGAAUUUGGGACAAGGAAGUAUUGUGGAAUUCAGUACUAUUUUGGAGGGCAAGUUGGGCAGUAAAUGGCCAGUCUUUGAACUGAAAGCCAUCAAGUGCCUUAACUGUAUGGCGAAGCUAACACCAGCAUCAGCAAGGCAUGUCAAAAUUGAACAUGACUGGAGAGGUAUUGUAAAGCUAGCAUUCAAAUUUGCAUUCAAUUUCUUUUUCGCACCAUUCUUUUGUGCUAUAUAAAACCGGGCUUUGCGUUUAAACAUUGGUUGUUAAUGUCUUUUUCUUGCUGGAUGAACUCCUGCCUUUUUGACUUAUUUAGAGCUACACCUAUAGAAUAUUCACUUAACAGUUCUGGAGUCCAUUCUGAUGAAAACAAUGGAGACAUGUAUAGGGCAAAAGAAAUGUAUAUUUACCAAGUCCAGUUUUAAAAUUACCUGGUCAGAAUUAGUACAGAAUAAAAUUAAUUACAGGUGGAUCUGUGGAUUUCAGUGUAUGGAACACUAGUUUGAAUUGACUAUGAAUGACUUUGGUGCAGAUACCAGCUAUUGUUUUAGUAUAUUCUUGUUGUAUAAGUUAAGUAUUAAGAUUGAUAAUUAUCAAAAUGUGCUAGCAUUUUAAUAAAUGCUUCUAACCAUUUACUAAAUAAACCAGUAUCAUGAUAUGCAGUAUAUAAUGAACAUGUGCUAAACAAUAACUGACAAUAAAUGGUAAAGCCUGAAUUAACAUGGGAUGAUAACAGUACCAAGAUUAAUUUGCUUAAAUGUAUUUUGCAUCCACACACAUUUGCUGAAGAGAGAUUUUAUAGAUAAAACAUCCAUUCUCAUGAGCGACAUUUUGGAUUUGUUCAGCUUUUCCCUUUUGCAUAAAAGAGGGAGUAGGAAAUGAGACUGAGUAUUAAUAAAUACAUCAGUAAAGUCUGUGGAAGGUUUUAGUUAUUCUUCCAUUAUUUUUCUUAUUUUUGUUGGUGAAGUUAAAUGUUUGCGCUACUGAAUUAACACUGGACUCUGUAGAAACAAUUAGAUUUUAGUGUGGGAUGUUUUAAUAGUUCAGUUCUAGUGAAUGAUCUAAAGUGAUACGGUUAUUAUUUGUAGUACUGGUGCAUCAUUGAGAUGCUGUUAAUGGUUAACACUUCAAAUUUAUUUAUUUAUAGCAAUUCAAGGUGACAUUUUAAGACUUAAAUUCCAAACUAAAUCCUAUUCCAUUAGUUCACCUCCCCUCCCUACACUGUGCUGUUUCUGUGAUAGUGUAAACACACAGGCACAACAUAGUAAUCUCAUACCACAGCUACACUUAAUCUUUUGCAAUAAACAUGAAAAAGUAGAGCAGCCUGUAAUUCUUUGAAUUGCUUUUCUGCAUUAGUGACUAUGCUUCAAAAAUAUGACUUGAUUGGCUAUAAAAUGCUUGUAGUGUCCUGAUGUCGUGAAAGGAUGUGUAUAAAUUCAAUUUCUUUCUUCCAUGUUUUGAUAAUUUAGUGAUUUCUGUUCUCAUUGACAACAGUGUUGAGUCUUUGAAGCUCCAUAGUGUGAGUUGUGCUUAAUUAUUUCUUCUAGUAGUCACUGGCAGAGGGCAGUGAUAUCUUGUAAAAUAGUAAGGGUUGUUAUGGUGACCAGCUCAAAGGUCUUACUGAUUUUACUGUUCUUAUUGAUAGGAAAUAAUUUUAUUUUUGAUAUAGCACUUUAAUUCCUGAAUUAGACCUCAUCUGAUAAGCAAUUCUUAGCUUGACAUUGUGCUAGUUUAAUGGCAGUUUGGUUUUAUGAUGUUGGCUAUGAAAGAGGAGUGUGGGAAUUAUAUUAUCAUUCUUCAUCUUAGAGUAGUUUGAUCUUCUAAGACGUUGUAAAUAGAGAUUCACGAAACUUUACUUUAAUUGCUUCUGACCAAAUAGCAUUAUGUACAGCAAGAAAGGAAUGCUAUCUCUACUCAUCUAUAACCAUUAUAUAUCCUUGUCAGUUGAGGGGGGAUUGGGCAUGGAAGUUUUAAAGAAUUCUUUUAAACCUCUGCUGUUAAUAUAUUUUUCUUGCAAGAUAACUGUAUGGCUUUAUAAAAGGUUUUUAUGAAUAAUAUCAAAAACAAUUAGAAACAACAUACCAUUCAAAUGUAAUUCCUGGUUUCAUAGUAAAAAUUUGAAUAUAGAACUAAUUGUUAAAGGAGCACUUUAAAUCAAAUAUCAUUUAUUGUUGUCACGUACUUAAGUAUAGUGAAAAGUUUUGGCUUGAGCAGUACAGGUAGAUCAGAACAUACAGAUCAGAGGGAGUUUAGAUAGAGCGGGGCAUACAAGGUUACAGCUGCACAGGAGGUACACAAAAGCAAGAUCAACAUUAGAUUUUAAAUUAGAGAGGUACAUUCAGCAGUUUAAUAACAACAGGAAAGAAGCUGCUUGUGAACCUGUUAGUAUGUUUGUUCAAGUUUUGUAUCUUCAGCCUGAAGGAAGAGGUUGGAGGAGAGUAUUACCAGGAUGAGAGGAUUCUUUUAAUAGCAGCCUUUCCACAGCAAUGAGAAGUGUAGAUGGAGUCCAUGAAUGGGAGGUUGAUUUUUGAGAUUUCUGAGGCAGAGCAGUUGCUGUACCAAGCUAUUAAGCACUAAGAAUGCUUUUCAUGGUGCAUCUGUAAACGUUGGUGUGGGUCCUUAUGGAAAUUCUGCAAUUCCUAAGCCUCAUGAGGAAGAGGAGGCAUUAUUGUGCCUUUUUGACCAUUGCACCUCCAUGGAAGGUCCAGGACAGACUGGUUGUUGUCACUCCUAGGAACUUGGUGCUUUCAACCCUCUCGACCUUAUAUAUUUUCCCAAAAUAUAGUAUUUACAGUCUGCUUAGCCAGCAUGUGAUUCUAAAUCUCAAUUUUAUCUUAUAAACAAAAAAAAAGUCUAAGUGAAGGGACAAAGAGAAAUACUUCAAAUUGGGACCAAAGUGUAGCUGUCUAACAGGGAGUUUUACAAUCCCAGCAAGAAAAUUUGAUGGUAACCUGUUCACUUAUAAAUCAGUACCCAUGGGCUUAAUUCUGUUCUGGUCCUAAAGUUGGUGUUAGAACAAUACUUCUUAUUUUAGAAUAUGCCGUCAUAUAAUAAUGCAUUCAUUGGACAGAAUUUCUUGCUUCAAAUCUUAACUAUCUGCAGGCAGGUAUUGGGAGUGGGAGAAGUAGAAACUUAUUUGUACAUCAUUGAUAAGACAGAACAUGCAUGUAGCUUAAUGCAUUUGACAUUUAUCAUCUGUAAUCAAAGUGCUAUUGUUCUUUUAUUUGUGAAAUAAAGGUGUAAAUGCUUAUUAGUGGGAGCAGAUGUUGGCAACUACAAUAAAUGGGACUUUAAUAUGCUCUAUGUAAAACUCUGUAUUUAUCGAAUGACUUGAAUUUUGAUACUUCAGAAAGCUGCCAAACUCAAGUCUUACAUAGUAUGAAAGACCUAUGGAUAUAUUUCUGACUGUAUCUUAGAAUGACAGAAGUGCUAUAAAUAAUUCACAGACCUGAGUGUUUUCAAAAUAGAUUGUUUACCAUCUAAUCAGAUAUUUUUAGAAAUCGAGCACGUUCACAGAAUAUUCUAGAUGUAAAAAUGAAGCCACUGAUGUUUUACUUGUUUAUUGAAUAUUACCAAACCUUAUUUAAGUGCCUGUGACCCUCACUGUGUUAACUUGUGUGGGUGCAAUAUUGAAAAGCUUCAAUGACUGUAGUAAGCAAAUGCAGCAUUAAUUGUGAAAUCAAAUGUGCUGUUUGCUAAGGGUAGAAAUUCAUUGAUAUCACCCUGAGAAAUAGAAUUUGGUCAGUAUAGAAUUGAUAUUUUUGCAAAUUUUAACUGCCUUUCCUAAACCAGUCAUGUGUUUAGCAUUUGGUUCACAUUACCUCUUUCCAUUUGCUCACUAAUGUUCAUUUACGGAUCCGGUUGUAUUAAGUGCCUGAUUCCUGCACUCCAUGUUAACUGUAUCACGUAGAAAUGGAAUGUGUCUACGAAAGCUGAUAUUUAGCUUGUGUAUUAAAUAAAUAUAUUGACACCGCUACCUAACAAGCCUUCAGCUGCUUUGAAUCAUGUUUUUGUGUUGAAUAAAAAGGCUGUUUCCACUA